AUGCAGGCUGGCUGGUUGGUUAUCUUGCCGUUUCGCAGUUGUGAACGCAGAUCCAAGCGUAUUGGACCAUUAUAUAAAGUCCAAGAGUCAUGCUCAGCUUUCGAACUUCCCUCAAGAAUCACCCCACUGUUCAUCUAUACUUCGCCUUGGUCGAAUAUGUUCGUACUUGUUACUGGUGCAUCAGGUUUUGUGGGAUCUCAUGUUGUAGACCAUCUUUUGGAUGCUGGGCACAAAGUCCGGGGGACCUCUCGAGCUGGAAAAGCUUCUCGGGUUCGGGAUGCUUAUAAGUCGUACGGAGAUCAAUUUGAGCUGGUCGUCGUUGACGACUUCGCCACGUCGGACUUGUCUGGAGCUUUGCAAGGAGUCGAUGCCGUAAUCCAUGUCGCGUCUCCCCUGCCCGGGGCCACGAGUGUGGAGGUUAUCCUGACGAGCGCUGUUUCUGGGACUAUCCGAGUAAUGGACGCUAUCGCGGAGGCAGGGGUGAAUAAAGUCAUCGUCACAUCUAGCGUCUCCUCUUUAUUCGAUCUGGACUACCUGUGGACUGACAGAGUAUUCGGAGAGAAAGACUGGAGUUCUGCGACGCGUGAAGACGCUCUGAAACCUGGCGUUCAUCCUUUGACUAUCUACGCCGUGUCAAAGACGUUGUCAGAAAAGGCGAUCCGCGACUUUGAGACAAAACAUCCCGACAUGGACAUCGCUACUAUCCAUCCAAGUUAUAUAUACGGUCCUGCCGGUCGUGGUCAGAUCAUAGAUGUUCCCGCCGACGGUACCAACAGCUUCGUGUACGAACUCAUCAAGCCUAAAUCUUCCCCCCGGCCUCCCCUACCACCGCCGCAAUCCAUGCUCACCCCAACAUUCGUCCAUAUAUCCGACGUUGCAUGCGCACACGUCUUGCUCCUCUCCGUUCCUCCCUUUCCGGCUGGAGAGUGCAAGCGUAUUGUCCUGAAAGACGGAUUCAUACACUGGAAGGACGCCACAGAGUACCUGGAGAAGACGCGGCCGGAGCUGGAACAUAGAUUGUAUGAGAUCCCAGAGGGGUACCAGACCGAGACUUGCGUCUCGUUUGAUGGAAGUAGUGCGGAGAGUGUGCUUGGGAUGAAGGAGGGCGAAUACAAAGGAUGGAAGGAGACGUUAGAUGAUACGAUCAAUGACAUCCUGGAGAGAGAGAAGAGAUUGGGAAUUGUCGUGUGA
Messenger RNA from Stereum hirsutum FP-91666 SS1, 1191 nucleotides. RefSeq names its product NAD-P-binding protein. Gene Ontology annotation, molecular function: oxidoreductase activity, acting on the CH-OH group of donors, NAD or NADP as acceptor. The transcript has 7 exons. NCBI's taxonomy places the organism in Eukaryota, Fungi, Basidiomycota, Agaricomycetes, Russulales, Stereaceae. The record is from RefSeq and is a predicted model, not a curated record. The coding region runs from base 1 to 1191 and encodes 396 amino acids.